UGUGCAGUGUGCACCCUGCUUGCAUUCAUGUUCUUUUGACACUACGAGAUUACACGAGUCAACGAGUCAUUAAGUCUACUCACAGGAGACUACUACGAGAUGCAAGGUUCAGAACCUGUAAUCACAGUUCACGAUAUUGCUCUCGCCGCAAGCUCCUCAGAGGAAACUCAAUCCUUGACUCUCGACCAAGCCUUGGGUCAAUCGGCUAAAGACGAUAGAAGGUUAUUGCGGAUGCUGGGCUUCUCAUUCUUUAUAUUCGGGUUGGUCAACAACGUUUUGUAUGUGAUUAUCCUCUCAGCAGCCUUGGACUUGGUACCACCUGCUACCCCGAAGGGUAUCAUUGCUUUCUGUAAUAUCGCACCAGCCUUGAUUGCAAAAAUUGGAUGGCCCUAUCUCUUGAAAGGUCGUAUACGAUACGUGAAACGCCUUGUCGGGUGCUGUGCUCUCAGCUCUAUUGGAAUGCUCGUCGUUGCGGGUUUCGACUCACUUUACGCGCGGCUGUUAGGAAUAUGUUUUGCUUCUUUCGCCUCCGGUCUCGGCGAAUUGACUUUCCUUCAGUUAUCUACCACGUACGUGCCCUCAGCGAUAGCUGGCCGCAGCAUUGGGUACUUUGCAUCUGGUACCGGUGCUGCUGGGCUCGUCGGAGCCUUUCUUUGGUGGGAAGUUCGUGGCUUGGGUGUGCGUGUCGGAGUUGGGUUGUCCUCGGUGCUUCCGCUCAUUAUACCCCUUACAUACUUCCUCCUCCUUCCUCCAAAUAGCGCGUUUCUAUAUACUUCGUUGCCCACGGAUGAAGAUGUCUCAUCUAGUUUGCCCUACACACCUCUCGCGACCACGACAGACGAAGACGAUCCCGACGAAGUAAGACUGGGCAAGGCAACUUCGACUUUAUCGCCGAGUGACAAAUGGCGCUUGGUGAAGCCCCUAUUGGCAAAAUAUAUGUUACCACUGUUUUGCGUUUAUCUCUUUGAAUAUACUAUCAACCAAGGAAUAGCGCCGACGUUAUUGUACCCAGUUCCCCCAGCUGACAAGUAUUGGUUUCUGAGCAAAAUCAUUCAUUCUGUGCGGGAUUACUACCCACUAUGGCAGCUUGUAUACCAAACUACAGUAUUCCUUUCCCGCUCUUCCAUCUCCUUUGGUUUCCCUCCUCUACGGGAGGGACUUCUCCCUCUUCCGGCCAUUGUACAAGGCUUCAUAUUAUCAUUACUGGUAUUCGAGUCUGCCAUUGGAUUUGCCGCUGACGAGUUUGAGGCCACGAAUAUCGCGAUUGUGUUUGCACUGAUAAGCUGCGAGGGAAUCUGUGGGGGGUUGGCGUAUGUUAACACCUUUUACCAAAUUAAUCAAGAACAUCCCGACCCUAGGUCUGACGCACAUGAUGCAGAGAGUAUCAAGCAGGAAAGAGAGUUCAAGAUCGGGUCGAUAGGAUUCGCAGAUUCAUUCGGGAUCUUGAUGGCCUCUUUGGUAGCUGUUCCCACCGAGCUUACUCUAUGUAAAGCGCAGGUCAAUCGGGGAAAGCUACUGUGCAAGGGCCUGUGACCGGAUUUCAAGUCCUUUCCACGAAUUUACCCUACUGCAAGAUAAUGCUUGUACGCUCUUGCCAGUAUAUCUGUACUUUAUAGAGUAUAAUUAGUAGAGAGUAUUUGCUGUCUACCCAUCAAAGUUAUUCAAAAAUCAGUCCUAGAUUUGCCUGUUGCG
Molecule: messenger RNA, 1692 nt
Organism: Marasmius oreades (fairy-ring Marasmius)
Lineage: Eukaryota; Fungi; Basidiomycota; Agaricomycetes; Agaricales; Marasmiaceae
Exons: 12
Coding region: 100-1533 (477 amino acids)
Biological process (GO): regulation of intracellular pH
Cellular component (GO): vacuole; membrane
Source: RefSeq, a predicted model, not a curated record